CCCGGGGUGUUGCAGGAGUGGGCAGACGCCUGCUGCAGGGGACUCCGGAGCGUCCACGCCUACAUCCUGGUCUAUGACAUCUGCUGCUUUGACAGCUUUGAGUACGUCAAGACCAUCCGUCAGCAGAUCCUGGAGACGAGGGUGAUCGGCACCUCGGAGACGCCCAUCAUCAUCGUGGGCAACAAGCGCGACCUGCAGCGGGGGCGCGUGAUUCCACGCUGGAACGUGUCGCACCUGGUGCGCAAGACCUGGAAGUGCGGCUACGUGGAGUGCUCGGCCAAGUACAACUGGCACAUCCUGCUGCUCUUCAGCGAGCUGCUCAAGAGUGUGGGCUGCGCCCGCUGCAGACACGUGCACGCAGCCCUGCGCUUCCAGGGCGCGCUGCGCCGAAACCGCUGCGCCAUCAUGUGACGCCCGCCGCGCGCGCCCUGCGGCGGCGCCGUCCCCGGCGGAAGGGAGGGCGGGGCGGGGCCGGCCUCCCGCGGGACACCAGGGCCAGAGCAGGGAACCCCCCCCCCGGAGGAGAACUCUGGGCUCCGAGGCCUGAAGCACCCCUACAGCCACACACCUCCCCCCACCCCCACGAGAAUCAGAGGGCGAGAAGGAGUCUCCCUGCCACUCCCCAGUCCUCCCCUCCAACCUGGGUAGCCCUGGGUAAGCCACCUUCCGUGCUGUAGUGUUAGUGCCCGGCCCCAGGAGGGGCUACCACCUGUGGGCCGAGGGGUGAGCGUGUGAAAUGGGGGGCAGGGUGAGGAGGUGCUGUCUUGGCCGGGGCCCCCGCCCAUCUUCCCCGCAGUGUGUCUGUCUUUACCCCGUGUCCCCCUUUUCAGUGUCUGUCCUCACAAGGGUCUGUCGGUGCGCAUUUGUUCUAUCUGCCCUCCAGUGUCCCUCCCCGCCCCCCAGCUCCGCUCACAGGGCUCUCAUUUCGUCCAUCCCCUGUCGCAGAUCCUGGCAGCUUUGCGAUGCCAGGCCUUCUCCCCGGCAGCGCCACCGGCACAGGGCAGAGAGAUGCAUGUGGCCCCAAGGACCAAAGCCGAGGGGUCCGAGGUCCGAGAGCCGUCAGGGAGAGAAGGCUGAGCUCUCCCUCGCCCAGGAAGACCUCCCUGCCCAGCAGCCCCCAGAGACGCAACCACCUACCUUCCAGCCUUAACUCAGUGGUCCCUGCCGGGUGCCCCCCACCCCUCCUGACCCCAAAGCCAGAUUGCCCACCCCCCCGGGCUGAAAUUCUUUUUGUUUUGUUUGACAGUGUGGAGAGGAAAGCUCCUUAAAGGAUGAUUUUCUCUCCGAGAAGGUCCCACUUCUCGGUUACCUCCUGCGCUGGGAUGGUCUGCUACGUUGGGGGAUGUGGAGUUUGGGGGAGACUGGUGGUGGGCAAGAUGGUGUCCGGAAGGGUGUCAGGUGAUGCUACUGUUGAUUCUGUGUCCCAGUUCCACCUCAGUCCAACUGCCUAAGACUCUGCCUCCAUCAGGUCUCAGGUCGUCCUGAUCAGUCUGCGUAGGGGCAGAGCCAGGAACAGAAUGAGAAGGAAGGAGAUUCUUGUGCCCGGGGGAGAGAGGCAUGCAUCCCCACCCAUAGGUGGAGGCCCUCAGGAUCUGACCCCUUGCCCCCACACCAGGUUGGCCCUCUGUCCUAACUCACCCACCCCAUUUUCCCCGGCUGCCUGGCCGGGUUUCUACCUCUCGUCACCGGAGCUGAUCACUGUCAGUUUUGUACCGACUUAGAAAUAAUAAUAAUGGAGAUUCCAGGAAUGGCCCGAGGGGAUUGCUCGGGGACUUGGAGGGAGGGAGAAAAAGAAGUGGUGCCGUGUCCCUUGCCCCGGCCAAAGAAAGUUCUUGAGGCUGAGCCCUCAGCCUCAGUCAGCCCUGGUCCCAUUGGGAGCAUGAGUACCCUUUGUCAAGAAGGGUAUGAAGAUGCCUGUACAUAGGGGUACAUAGUCUUUGCCAAGGCAGCAGUGCACAGACCAGGAAAUCAGGUACUCAGAGAGGUGAUGGAGAGGAAUCUGGGGGCAGGGUGGGGUAGGGAAUAUAUGGUGUUCCCGUGUGGGAGGGAAUCUAUGAUUCUUCUGCUUCCUCUACUGAAUCUCACUCCCUCCACCCAGUGGGGAGGCACUGCAGUACAACGGCAGCAGCCCUGACCGUGGGCAGCCUAGCGUUCUGGGUUCUAGUCCUUGCAGUCCUGCACAAUUCGGGGCUAGCGACUUGCCCUCUCUGAGCCUCCCUCUGAACCAGAGGCGGUGGCUCCCCUUCCCCACACUUCAGAGUGGCUGGGAGGGUACGGAGGAGGGACGCCCACUUUCCUCUCCUGCAACCCCACCGCUGGCUCCUCCAGGCGUGGGGUCAAGAUGGCGGCAUUUCUCGUGCCCAAUCACCCCCCAACUCUGAGGCACUCAAGGUGAGGGUGAGGGAUCCAGGCCUCUGGCCGCCCCCAGUGGGGGAGUCAUUGGAAUGUAGCCCCCCUCACCCUUUCCUCUUCACCCCAGGUCUUGGAUUUCAGGUCCCUCCACCCUUCCCCCACUCUGAGUCUCUGUUCUUCCCCUCCCCAACCAGGGUUUCUCACACAGGGUCUGGAAGUGUGUGUGACACCCAUUGAGCUGUUAUUGGAAGUCAGAUUAAAAAUCAGGGAGUGUUUUCCCUCGUUUCUCUA
Messenger RNA from Psammomys obesus (fat sand rat), 2643 nucleotides. It is a transcript of the gene Rasl10b, whose product is annotated as RAS like family 10 member B. Gene Ontology annotation, molecular function: GTP binding; GTPase activity. The annotation marks the transcript as partial. Lineage: Eukaryota; Metazoa; Chordata; Mammalia; Rodentia; Muridae. The transcript is spliced from 2 exons. The record is from RefSeq and is a predicted model, not a curated record.